AAUUGACCGCCACCCGUGAGCAAGUCGUCGCUCGCUCGAUCUCGUUCUGUCGAUCGAGUCCGGUUGUGGAAGCCAUUUUAUUCUUGUGAAUGUGACAAAAUAUUUUUGGAAUUUUUCGUAUGCAAAGUUAUAGUGUCAAUGUGUGCCUGUCUCGAUCGAGUGUCUUUUGUAACGUGUGAUUGUGCACUAAGAAAUAGAAUGUACGUGUUUCAAAUCGGUUUGUGUUGACCUGCCCCGUUUCUUACGCGGUCACAGGCAGGCAUCGAUUAGUGCAACAAACAAGGCGGCCUCUAAUAACGGCGAGUCGAGGCUUUGGACUAGUUUGUGGUGUGCGCCAUGGGCAACAAUGCUGCCACCGCCAACAAGAAGGUGGACGCCGCCGAAAGCGUCAAGGAGUUUCUCGAUCAGGCCAAAGAGGAUUUCGAGGAGAAAUGGAAGAAGAAUCCUACCAACACCGCCGGACUGAACGACUUUGAACGGAUAAAAACCCUCGGCACGGGUUCGUUCGGCCGCGUUAUGAUAGUCCAACAUAAACCGACAAAAGAAUAUUACGCUAUGAAAAUAUUAGAUAAGCAGAAAGUCGUAAAAUUGAAGCAGGUAGAGCAUACGCUAAACGAGAAACGUAUUCUGCAAGCUAUUAAUUUUCCGUUCUUGGUGAGCCUCAAAUUUCACUUCAAGGACAACUCUAAUUUGUACAUGGUGCUGGAAUACGUUCCCGGCGGUGAGAUGUUCUCGCAUCUACGUAAGGUAGGUCGUUUCUCAGAACCGCAUUCGCGUUUCUAUGCGGCACAGAUCGUGCUAGCCUUCGAAUACCUUCACUACCUCGACCUCAUCUAUCGGGACUUGAAACCCGAGAACUUGUUGAUCGACUCGCAAGGCUAUCUUAAAGUGACCGAUUUUGGUUUUGCGAAGCGUGUCAAGGGUCGUACGUGGACAUUGUGCGGUACGCCCGAGUACCUUGCUCCAGAGAUCAUCCUCUCCAAAGGAUACAAUAAAGCGGUGGAUUGGUGGGCGCUGGGCGUGCUCGUUUACGAAAUGGCAGCUGGAUACCCACCGUUCUUUGCAGACCAACCUAUACAGAUCUAUGAAAAAAUUGUAUCUGGUAAAGUACGUUUCCCUUCACAUUUUGGAUCAGAUUUGAAGGAUCUCUUACGCAAUCUACUACAGGUAGACUUGACGAAGCGUUACGGCAAUCUGAAAGCGGGUGUCAACGACAUCAAAGGCCACAAAUGGUUUGCGAGCACCGACUGGAUAGCCGUUUUCCAAAAAAGGAUCGAGGCGCCCUUCAUUCCGCGCUGCAAGGGUCCUGGUGAUACUAGUAAUUUCGAUGACUAUGAAGAAGAAGCGCUGCGUAUCUCAUCAACUGAGAAGUGUGCGAAGGAGUUUGCUGAGUUCUGAGCGAAUAGUUGGUGCCUGCGAGCGGACACUACCGUGAGUAGGUGUUUUGUAUUAGUGAAUCUUCCGUGACAAUGUGGUCGUGGAAUGGUGACGAGUGCAUCUGAAUGCCAGCUGCUUUGGGUGAACAUAGACGCUGAAGCGGCCCGAGUUGGCACUCUAGAUGAAUCAAUUGGAGUGUAAGGAGAUGUUUGUAGUACUGAUUUCCGAUAUUUCGGUGGCGUUCAUUUGCUUAGUGCCCUUUCAAGUUGAUGUAACAUAGAACAGAUAGGCGUCGAAGUGAUCCUUGUACUGAUGAUAUUCCCCAAACCAGUUAGCCAUCCUGCACCACUUAGUGUCCAAUAUUAUAUUUAAUUUUCUAUACAUAGUUGCCUUUAGCAAUGAAAUGUGGUGAGCUUUAUUUGAAUACAUAUUUUAUAUUGUUUUUACAUAAUCAUAAAAUCUACACUUUAGUAAGUCUUUGGACAAAUUAUUUUGCUUUUUUACAUUAUAUUGAUCACUUAUAUUUCUCAAUUUCAAUUUAUAUCUAGAUACAUCACAGAACCAUCGAUUUAAAGCUAUAUUGAUUACUAAUUUUAAAUGGAGUCAUGAAUUGAAUUUCCUAAAAUACUUAUCUUGAUGGAUUGUUAUAUGCAUAAGUUUUGAUUGACAUUUCUAUAUUGAUUUUAUUUAUAUAGUUAUAUUAAUGUAUCUGUUGAUAUUUUAUGUAAGAAUAGUAACUACAUUAAAAUAUAUUGAGGAGAUUAAUUUAUUGUAUUUGUAUGUAACAUGUAGUUGUGUUCAUUUGUGCAAUUUGACCUGUGUUUGUGAUCUGAUGUGAGGUUUCAUUUGAAUUUAAGUGUAUUUUGUAUUAGUUCCUUAUUUUGUAGGUAUAGGUGUACUGUUAUUGUGAAAUGGAUCCAUGUUUGCAUUGCAGAUGCAGUUCAGACUUUGUAGCAAUCCUCACUGCUGUAACCAGGGGCUUAUUGCUAGCAUCAGUUUACCAUCGAUAAAUACUUAUAUUGAUAAAUCUAUCUAUUACAUCGAUAAAUAUUCCCCAACAUAUUCCCAACUUGUAACAAAACAAAUCUUUCAUAUCUGUCCAAUGUCAAUAAAAUAACAUGUUCAUAUUCAGCACAAAAUAAAGUAUGAGAGAAUUUUUAUAUCUGUAUAUUCAGUUACAAGUAAGAAUAUGUUUGAAGUUUCCUAGUCUAACUUGUAAUGCCAUUAUGGCAAUAUCUUAGUAUUGAGACUGAUGUUAACAAUAAGCAUAAAUUAAAUUAUCUAAAACACUUUCAGUCCUAUAUUUGGAAUGAGCGAAGAUCAUUAACUAACUGACAGUGUUUAUUAUGAAAUUUGUUAGCUAUUAGAUGUAGGACUUUAAAUCCAGGCUGUACAAAUAAAUAUCUAGUUAUUUGUAGUGCAUUUAACACUGUGGAAACAUCGCGAGCGUCUGUGGUAAUAAACAUUAGGUUGAAUUGUCUAUGGAAGGUUACUUAACUAUGCACAUUUCCUAAUGCUACCCAUGUGACUUUCAAAUGUCUUCUAGCUGGGAACUGACAGUUGUAUAGAACUGGUGAAAAUUGAAUGAUAAAAAAAAUCAUAUCAGUCUGUUUGUACAAUCAAAAAUACUCUCUCUGAAUCAGUGUAAUUACUUAUUUAUCAUGUAUAAUCUUACAAUCGUUGUACCCUGUGCAUCAGCUGUGUAAAUUGAUCAAUUGCAUUAUGAUAUUUCAAAUUUUUAUCUAAAAGUCUGACCAUAUAGAUAAAAAACCUGUGUUGUGAAUUAAUAUUUAAUAAAUAUUAUGAUAUCUAUGGUUCUUUUAUGUCUUGUUUACUAUAUUAAGCUUGGUUCUUAUUCGAAAUCUCAUAACUAUCUGGGAUCUAUUUUCUAGUUAACAAUUAUAAUCAUCAAAUAUAUUACACUUCAUCCAGGUUUUCUAUUUUUCUGGUCAGGGUUUGCUGCUUUGAACCACCUGUGUUUGUUUAUUCUGUAAUAGAAUAGAUAGGUACCUAAAAUUCAAUGUAAAAAAAACAAUGUCUUAAUUGGUGAACAGUCUGGAAUAUUUAGGAUGUACCCCAACUAAAUGGUUUUUGAGAAUUCUAUUACGUUAUAAAUCACUUAUAUUUGUAUAUUUCUUUUUGGUGCCAUAGUUUUUUAUUCGAAUAGAUUUUGCUGUAAAUAUUUAGAUAUUAUUAACUAGUUUUUUGUGUUAUUUUAUUUAUACAUUAAUUUAUACAUACUUCGUAUUUGUAUGUUGCCACAACAAUAAAAUGGCGGGUUAAUUAAUUAAUUAAUUAGGUGUUAUUUUGCGGAAAUUCAUCUCGCUGGCUACUGGAUUAUUAUUAUUUUUUAUUUCCACUAAUAUUAGUAGGUAUAUGUGGAUCAUAUUAUACUUUUGGUGUGGAGAAAAUUGACCUAUUUUCAUGAGUAGAAUCCCUCGCCGUUUGUAUAAUUUACAUUCAUACUAUGACGCCUAUGUUGAACGAUUCAGGCUCCGAAGAACUAGCAAUGCCUGUUAGAGGAAAGACACGCUGGAAUAUCGAUCGUAGCUAUUUUUUGAGUGAAAUGGAACGCUACAUCCGUCUAAACUUACGGUAUGCAAUAACGACUCAUCUUUGUCGGAUGAAACGAUGAGGAUGAAGUCAGGUUGGAGCUGACCUGAUUUUAUCCUACGUGACGAUUUCACUAGGAUACAAUGGUUACUAAAAGAAGACUGCAGGUCAAUGUAACAGACUAUAUUGCUAUCUAUGGGACUAGUGUCCCCAUUUUACUGACUUAAGUGUUAUUUUGCUGUAGUCCAUAUAACUGGUUAGUUGAUCAAAAUUAUUUUGUUUAAUUCAGCUACCAUUAUUAUGCGAGCGACUGCCAACACUCGAAGAUUGACUACUAUUAUUAUUAGUAUCCGCAUUGUUAACAAUUCCUUCUCCCCUCUUUUAGGUGUAGAAUGGUUGUAGACAGAUCACUAGGGGAAGUCAUAGUCAAAGUACAUAAUAUAUAGCUUCUGUCACAGAUAAAAUAAUAGUUAUUACGUCUCUACGGACUCGAAUUACGGUUACACGUGUUGUUCGGACCACGGAUUAUUGUAAAAUUGUAUUGUCAGAUAUAUGGUAAUGUCAGAGAUAGUUAGCAUUUGAUGGAAUUUAGAAAUUGCUUUUAUAAGUGAAAAUUCUUGUACUCUUCCACAGAAUUUAUUUUAAUAUGUAAAUUUUGUGACCUUUUUAUUUAUGCUGGGUCUAUUCGCGCCACUUUGUAAAAUGCCACAAAGAUCUUUCAUGCGGUGAUAUGGAUUAUUAUUAUUAAAAAUAUUAUGGUGUGAAUAAACUUCGUUAAAGUCCAUAAGCGAUUUACACAAAAGUUCGAAAUGAUAAAUAGAAAAAGUGUGAGAACUUUGUCUUGUCCAACCUGAAAUAAUAAUUAUUUAUCUCUAAGUGGCCUUUCUGGUCUGGUUGGUAGUGGCCACUUCUUCCAUAUCAAAGGGUAUUUGGAUCAAGACUACUGAGGUUAUUUUUCUUAGGGGUUAUGGCACGAAUUAAACGUUUCAUAAAUCCGUGUACAAUUUACACCGGGGUUCGAACUGUCUUUUUUAAAAAGAAGUUUAUAUAUUUCUUUUAAUAAGUAAAUGUUAAUUUUAUAUUUAUUAAUAUUAGCGGAAUGAAACAAAAUUACAUCUGUAAUCCUAUAGGCCAUUACAUUUGCCCUCGGCCAUGUUGGAUUCCAAUGCUCGGUGAAAUGUGGGCGUCAAUCACAUUCGACUAAUGUCUCUGACUACCACGUUAGGGGUUAUAGUCGUGAGCAUAUAUUUUAUAUACAUAUUCCAGUAGCCAGUGAAAUGACAGUUGUUUUUGUCGCAUUUAUGUCAGUAUUAUAAUUCUGUGCACCAAUUCUAGUGAGACUUAGGCUCGAUCUAUUGGUAAGAAACAAUUCUUAAAAGUAGCUAGUCACUGUUCCACCUUGUUUAUUUCUUAAAUGCGACAUUUUAAUUGUGACAAAAGUAUACAAAUAGACAUCUUAUUAUUACCUUAAAAUCAUAUGUAGAAUAUGAAUUACUUAGAUUAAGUAGUUAGUUAUGUUGAAGUUGUUUCGACAAGGGAAUGGGGUUAACUGAUAUCGGAUUUAAUUAAGCUAAUAAGUUAUUCAACAAUGUUUAUUACUUAAUUAUAUCAGUCAUUAAUGAUAGAGAUCGAAAUGAACUUUUUUAAUCACGUUAGAACCAUUGUUCACGUCGGUCGUUUUUCAAUGUGAAUUAUCUAGAAAUUGCUAUCUAUUUUCUACUGUCUACUUUGACAAGUGAUAAGUGAACACGUCAAAUUUAUCUUCACGCGACGUGUAUAACGGGGUAGGUAGAGCGAUGCUAAGUAAAUGACAUUCACCACUUGGACAUUGUUUAUUAAUUAUACAUAGUGCUCUGAAGCGUUUGCAUCGUAACUUCGCCGUUUCUAAACCUUUCUCAUGCGGUAAAAUUUAGUCAUUUCGAGGUAAUUAUUUUUUAAAUUGUAAGAAUAAUAAGGUAUUUCUGAUGUGUACCCUUCGUUACUAUUAUCAUUGUAUAUAAUUAUAUAACUCUAGAGUGAUUGUGUCCCUGGUAAUUAGGAGAUUUGAUAUCAGCUUCGGUAUCUGCAGCCCUUCAUUCCAGUAGCUUGACAACUUGCUCAUCAACACAAUGUGGACGUUCUAAUGUGAACAUUUUAAGGCCAAUUUGGAUAUUAUAAACAUUAGGUGUGACAGAAUGUGUAUUUGCGAAAGCGUCUUUUUAUAUAUCUGCGUAUAUUAAUAUUAAAAUGUUCACGUCUAGAUCUAUUAUAUCGAGUGCCUAUAGCAUUGAAAGUUCAAGUGUAAAAAGUCAGUUAAUUUCAGUAAUUAUUUGUCACCAUGUAUUGAUCUUCCAUAAAAUUACGAUGAAUUAAAAAUAUCGAUGUAACAGUAAA
This is a messenger RNA of Galleria mellonella (greater wax moth), 6303 nucleotides long. RefSeq names its product cAMP-dependent protein kinase catalytic subunit 1 (gene Pka-C1). Gene Ontology annotation, cellular component: nucleus; cAMP-dependent protein kinase complex. Lineage: Eukaryota; Metazoa; Arthropoda; Insecta; Lepidoptera; Pyralidae. The transcript has a single exon. Gene Ontology annotation, biological process: peptidyl-serine phosphorylation. The record is from RefSeq and is a predicted model, not a curated record. Gene Ontology annotation, molecular function: cAMP-dependent protein kinase activity; ATP binding. Bases 337 to 1398 code for a protein of 353 amino acids.